UUUCCCUGCCUGAAUCCUCAUAAUCUUUGGAAUAUUUUCCCGAUUUUUUCCACUUUUCCCAGGAAUUCCUUACCCGAGACCACACCUUGUGCUUCCCAAAUCCCAAAAUCUCUGGAAUUUCUUCCAUUUUUUCCAACUUUUUCCCACUUUUCCCAGGAAUUCCCAGCCUGAACUCCCAAAAUCCCUGGAAACUUUUCCUUAUUUUCCCCUUUUCCCGGUUUUCCAAGGAAUUCUCUCUCUGACACCCCCCUUGUCCUUCCCAAAUCCCCAAAUCUUUGGAAUCUUUUCCCUCUUUUCCCUCCUUUCCUGAUUUUCCCCUUUUCCCAGGAAUUUCUUGCCUGAAUCCCCAAAAUCUCUGGAUUUUUUCCCCCUAUUUUCCCAUUUGUCUCAGUUUUCCCAGGAAUUCUCUGCCUGAUCCCCCAGAAUCUCUGGAAUAUUUUCCCUCUUUUCCCGAUUUUCUCCCUUUUCCCAGCACUCCAAGGUGAGCAACCCCAAAUCCUUGGAAUUUUUGGGGAUUUGAACCCCCAGAAGCCGGGAAUUCCCUGCUGAACCCCCAAAAAAAUCUGGAAUAUUUUCCCGAUUUUCCCACUUUUCCCAGGUAUUCCUUACCCGAGACCACCCCCUGUGCUUCCCAAAUCCCAAAAUCUCGGGAAUUUUAUCCUUCUUUCCCCCUUUCCCCCUUUUCCAAUCCCAAAUCCUUGGAAUUCCCGGCUCCCGCUUUUCCAGCCGCCCCCUCCUCCCUCUGGAAUUGCGCAAUUCCCACGGGAAAGGCUCUUCCCACCUUUCCUCCCAUUCUCCGGGAAUUCCUCAGCCGGGAGCGAGCUCGGAUCCAUCGGGAUCAUCCCCAAAUUCCUGCCGGGAAUUCCCACAGCGUCUCCAGGAUGGUGCAGGGACAAGCAGGAGUGAAAUUCCGGAACUGGGCCGGCACCUACGGAUCCUCCCCGGAGCUUUUCUUCCGGCCCCGCUCCGUGGAGGAAAUCCGGGAGAUCCUGGAGCUGGCCCGGCAGCGGGGGAAGCGGGUGAAGGUGGUGGGGGGGGGUCACUCCCCCUCGGACAUCGCCUGCUCCGAGGGAUUCAUGAUCCACAUGGGAAAAAUCAACCGGAUCCUGCAGGUGGACAAGGAGAAGCUGCAGGUGAAGGUGGAAGCGGGAAUUCUGCUCUCGGAGCUGAACCUGGAGCUGGAGAAACACGGGAUGGCCCUGGCCAAUUUAGGAGCCGUGUCCGAGGUGACGGCGGCCGGAGUCAUCGGCACCGGGACCCACAACACCGGGAUCAGCCACGGAAUUCUGCCCACCCAGGUCGUGGCCGUUUCCCUGCUCCUGGCCUCGGGAGAAAUCCUGGAAUGUUCGGAAUCCGUCAAUCCCGAGGUUUUCCAGGCGGCCCGGCUCCAUUUGGGGUGUUUGGGAAUCGUCGUGUCCGUCACGUUCCAGUGCGUCCCGGAAUUCCGGCUGCGCGAGGUCGCCUUUCCUUCCACCCUCUCCCAGGUCCUGGAUGAGCUGGAGGAGCACCUGAGGAAAUCCCAAUAUUUCCGCUUCCUGUGGUUCCCGCACUCCGAGAACGUCCGGAUCAUCUACCAGGAUCCCACUUCCAAGCCUCCCUGCUCCUCCUCCAGCUGGUUUUGGGAUUACGCCGUUGGAUAUUAUCUCCUGGAAUUCCUCCUCUGGAUCAGCUCCUUCAUUCCCGGCCUGGUGGUUUGGAUCAACCGCGUCUUCUUCCGGCUCCUCUUCAAUUCCCGCCUGGAAAACGUCGCCCAGAGCCACCGGAUCUUCUCCUACGAGUGUCGCUUCCGGCAGCACGUCCAGGACUGGGCCAUUCCCAUUGAGAAAACCAAGGAGGCGCUGCUGGAGCUGAAGGCGGCGCUGGAGCGGAAUCCCAGGAUCGUGGCGCACUUCCCGGUGGAAAUCCGCUUUUCCCGGCGGGAUGAGAUCCUGCUGAGCCCCUGCUUCCGGCGGGACAGCUGCUACAUCAACAUCAUCAUGUACAGGCCCUACGGGAAGGACGUUCCCCGGCUCCGGUACUGGAUCGCCUACGAGGAGAUCAUGAGGAAACACGGCGGGAGACCCCACUGGGCCAAGGCUCACAGCUGCACCCGGAAGGAUUUGGAGAAGAUGUUCCCGGCAUUCCCGAAAUUCUGCGCCAUCCGGGAGAAGCUGGAUCCCACCGGGAUCUUCCUCAACGCCUACCUGGAAAAAGUCUUUUACUGAAAACUGGGAAAAAUCCUUGGAAAAAUCCCGGAAUUCCGAGUUGCUGCAUCCUCACGUCCUGCCAGGGACAGGGAUUUGCUCCGAUCCAGCUCCGAAAUUUUUUCCUGGAAAGCUGCGGAAUCUCGUCCCUGGAAUUCCCGGAAUUCUGUGGAAUUCUGGUGAUUUUUUUUUUCCCCCCUCAAUAAAAUUCCUGCAGCAGAAG
This is a messenger RNA of Oenanthe melanoleuca, 2406 nucleotides long. Its product is annotated as L-gulonolactone oxidase-like. Gene Ontology annotation, molecular function: FAD binding; D-arabinono-1,4-lactone oxidase activity. Lineage: Eukaryota; Metazoa; Chordata; Aves; Passeriformes; Muscicapidae. The transcript is spliced from 12 exons. Bases 882 to 2204 code for a protein of 440 amino acids. The record is from RefSeq and is a predicted model, not a curated record. Gene Ontology annotation, cellular component: membrane.